AUGCAGUUCACUCUCUCCGCCGCUGUCCUCGCCUUUGCUGGCCUUGCCGCUGCCAUCCCUGCUCAGCAGGAUGCUCCUCGCUUCUCCGUCCCCGACAGCCUGACCGUCGAGCAGGCCCAGUCCAAGUGUGGUAACCAGGCUCAGCUCUCUUGCUGCAACACUGCCACCUACGCUGGUGACACCACCGAUAUCAACUCCGGCAUUCUUUCUGGCGCUCUCUCAAACCUCAUCGGUGCCGGCUCUGGUGCCAAGGGCCUUGGUAUCUUCGACCAGUGCUCCAAGCUCGACGCCCAGAUCCCUAUCAUUGGUAUCGCUGCUCAGGACAUCCUCAACCAGAAGUGCAAGCAGAACAUCGCCUGCUGCGCCAACUCACCCUCCGAGGCCAGCAACGACCUCGUCGGUGCCGGUCUUCCUUGCAUUGCCCUUGGCUCUAUUCUCUAA
Penicillium mononematosum is the source of this 441-nucleotide messenger RNA. RefSeq names its product hydrophobin family protein. The coding region runs from base 1 to 441 and encodes 146 amino acids. Gene Ontology annotation, molecular function: structural constituent of cell wall. Gene Ontology annotation, cellular component: fungal-type cell wall. The transcript is spliced from 2 exons. NCBI's taxonomy places the organism in Eukaryota, Fungi, Ascomycota, Eurotiomycetes, Eurotiales, Aspergillaceae. The record is from RefSeq and is a predicted model, not a curated record.